GAAGAAGGGUUAAGUCAGUUUGUUCUCGUUGUUAUAUUGUAACUACAACUGAGUUUUCCAAAUAAGUAUAGACAUUUAAAUUGUGUUAUAGUAAUAAUUCAUUAUGAAACAUAGUAUGAUUCGUAUCAAAAGGAUUUGGGUUGUUUCAUUGAUCCUCGUCAUUACUAUAUUAAUAUCUUUAAUGUUCAGUAACACUAUACAAAACGCAAAAAUGGUCGCUUACGUGAAAAAUGGUCUGCUGACGACAUUCAUCAAUUCCAAGAGUCCUGCUCCGGUAGAGAGCCAAUUCAAUUUUCCAAAUUGGGAAAAUCUAGACACAGCGACGGAUACGCAGAUCAUGAACUACUUCGUGUGGAAAAACCGCUCAUCCUGUCAAUUGGCUCAUGACUUUGGUGGGACCAUGAUGAAUAAUCCAUCGGGAUUGGACGGACAAAAAACCAUUUGCAUCGAUCCGAUUAUCACCCCGCGUGGUUAUGAAUGUCUGAUUUACUCAUUUGGUAUAAACAAUGAAUGGUCAUUCGACGAAAACAUGGAACGCUACGGCUGCGAAGUUUACUCGUUUGAUCCUUCAAUGGGAGCAGAAGAUCACGACCACAGUGCGAAGAUUCAUUUCUACAGCUGGGGACUUGGUAAUCGGGAUGAAAUAACUGAUAACCAUUGGAAAGUCUUCUCGCUUUCGAGCAUCUACAAAAAUCUGACGGCGAAACACGGCGCUAAAAUCAUUGAUUACCUGAAAAUUGACAUCGAAUUCGCCGAAUGGGACGUCCUUCCACAAAUCAUGGAAUCCGGUAUGCUGGCUAAAGUGCGGCAGCUGGGUGUUGAGAUUCACCUGCCGGAUGAUGAGCCAAUCGAAAACUACCGCGCAAAAGCCAAAAUUUUGCGAUCUCUCGAGCUGAUGGGCAUGGUUCGCUUUGAUUCCAAGUACAACCCAUGGUACAAGGGCGACUUUGUACAACUGAAACUUCAGGGAUCUUUUGGGUACGAGAUCGCUUGGUACAACAGCAAACUACUGCACGUUUCCUGAUAACA
Messenger RNA from Daphnia pulicaria, 1029 nucleotides. RefSeq names its product probable methyltransferase-like protein 24. NCBI's taxonomy places the organism in Eukaryota, Metazoa, Arthropoda, Branchiopoda, Diplostraca, Daphniidae. The coding region runs from base 104 to 1024 and encodes 306 amino acids. The transcript has a single exon. The record is from RefSeq and is a predicted model, not a curated record.